AUGUCCUUCAAUCUGGCCCGCUGCUGGGCUCCUGCUCGACUUCGCUUCGCCGGUCCUGCGAUCAAUGCUCCUCGUGUUCUCGCUUCGUCCGCGACCCGCCUCUACUCAGGCACCAAGAGUGCUUUCAAUCCACAAGACAUCAACAAGAUCUCUCAAAAGCCCGAGCACAUCCAAAACAAGCUUCCCUCCAAGAAAGACCUGCGCAAUGCCAAGCGAUUCAGCGAAUUCGACAUGGAGGGCCGUGUUUACGCCAUCACUGGUGGUGGCCGUGGUCUCGGACUCUCCAUGGCCGAGGCCCUGAUUGAAGCUGGUGCGAAAGUCUACUGCCUGGACCGGCUCGACACCCCCUGUCCCGAGUUUAUGGUCGCCAAAGAAAAAGCCGAAACCCAGUACGGCGGCACUCUCGAAUAUAUUCGCAUCGACGUCCGCAAUAAUACCGAGGUUAACAACACCAUGGCUGCUAUUGCCGCAGAACACCAACGCCUAGACGGUCUCGUCGCCGCUGCUGGCAUCAACCAUCUCCAGAGCGCCCUUGAGCAUUCCGAGCAAGCCCUGGACGAUGUCAUGUCCAUCAACUACAAUGGUGUUUUCAACUCCGCCACCGCUGCCGCGCGUCAAAUGUUCAAUUACCAACAAAAAGGUUCCAUCCUCCUCGUCGCCUCCAUGUCGGGCCUCAUCGCCAACAAAGGCAUGACGUCCCCGGUCUACAAUAGCUCCAAAGCGGCGGUCAUCCAACUCGCUCGCUCCCUCGCCAUGGAAUGGGGUCGCCACGGUAUCCGUGUAAAUUCUCUUUGCCCAGGCCACAUCAUCACCCCAAUGGUCGACGAGGUCUUCAAGCAAAACCCAGCAGCCCGUGCUACCUGGGAGGCGGAGAAUAUGCUGGGCCGCCUCAGCUAUGCCAGAAGAGUUCCGGGGUUCGGCUCUCUUCUGCCUGUCCGAUGCUAG
This is a messenger RNA of Penicillium maclennaniae, 945 nucleotides long. Its product is annotated as putative short chain dehydrogenase/oxidoreductase. The record is from RefSeq and is a predicted model, not a curated record. Bases 1 to 945 code for a protein of 314 amino acids. Gene Ontology annotation, cellular component: intracellular anatomical structure. Gene Ontology annotation, molecular function: oxidoreductase activity, acting on NAD(P)H, oxygen as acceptor. NCBI's taxonomy places the organism in Eukaryota, Fungi, Ascomycota, Eurotiomycetes, Eurotiales, Aspergillaceae. The transcript has a single exon.